AUGUCGCGAAGUUUUUUGGUAGAUUCGCUUAUCGGCAAUAAUUCGCCUCCAACUUAUCCACUUCCUUAUUACGGGAACCAGUUGCCAAAUUAUAUGUUCAACUUCUUCAAUCUUGGAUUGGGUUAUCAACCAGUUAGACCAGUACCUAGACCACCAGCUUUACCUCUUCCUGUACCGCUGAGUCCGCCAGCCUUCAUGGGGAUGCCUCUUAAUAGACAGAGUCCGUCAUCGCCACUUAAUUCUCCAACAAGUCGCUUAUCAGACGUAUCAGGAGCUAAUGAGUCACCAACGCACAGUAUGACACCAACACCGCCACCGAAAUCACCGAAGUCACCGAAAUCACCGAAAUCACCAAAUUCAUUUAAUAAUAGUUCAAAAAGGAUACGCACAGCAUUUACCAGUACUCAGUUACUUGAAUUAGAACGUGAAUUUUCAACUAAUAUGUAUCUAUCUCGACUACGUAGAAUUGAAAUAGCCACGAACUUACGUUUAUCUGAAAAACAAGUGAAAAUCUGGUUCCAGAACCGUCGGGUCAAGUACAAGAAAGAGGAUCUACCCACGGGCCAAAGUGCUAAGUGCUGUUGCUUGAGGACAUGUGGCAAGAAAAAAGAGGAUUGCGAUGAUAAAAAGUGCACUACGACAACAACCGAGGAGGGACUUUGUGAAGAGGAUAAAGAUAAAGACGUUUGUGAGAAUAAGAUACUUGCAUCAACACACGAGAAUGACAAACAAGAUAUUAAAGAGGAAUGUAAAGAGACUUCUGCUGACGUUGUUCAAGAUUUAAGAACUUCUCCAGUUGAUUAUCCAAGGUUUCCGGGUUUUUUUGAAUUCCCAAAUCGCCGACACAAUAUUUGUGAUGUGAAUAUCAAUGAUGAGAGUCGUAAACGUCAAUACCACAAUUUUGAAGACUCGGAAAUUGUGAAGAAAGGAAUUUUGCCUGUUGAUCCGUACAUUACUUCUCUUAAAGACAGUUCAAUUAUCGUUAGAAAUAAUACUUGUACUAAAUAUACCGUUGAGAGUAUUGUUAAUUCUUGA
Molecule: messenger RNA, 1035 nt
Organism: Microplitis demolitor
Lineage: Eukaryota; Metazoa; Arthropoda; Insecta; Hymenoptera; Braconidae
Product: GS homeobox 1-like
Exons: 2
Coding region: 1-1035 (344 amino acids)
Biological process (GO): regulation of transcription by RNA polymerase II
Cellular component (GO): nucleus
Molecular function (GO): DNA-binding transcription factor activity, RNA polymerase II-specific; RNA polymerase II cis-regulatory region sequence-specific DNA binding
Source: RefSeq, a predicted model, not a curated record